Perognathus longimembris pacificus (Pacific pocket mouse) is the source of this 5000-nucleotide messenger RNA. RefSeq names its product cilia and flagella associated protein 57 (gene Cfap57). Gene Ontology annotation, molecular function: protein binding. The transcript is spliced from 23 exons. Lineage: Eukaryota; Metazoa; Chordata; Mammalia; Rodentia; Heteromyidae. The record is from RefSeq and is a predicted model, not a curated record. Bases 111 to 3863 code for a protein of 1250 amino acids.
UCCGGAAGUGCUGAGGUGGCUUGGGCCCCAUAGGAGUUGCAACUCCGGAUACGUGCGUGGUCCGGUGGACCCAGAGCGAAGAAGCGAGAGCACACCUCUGGCAAAGGACUAUGUCGACCGUAGUAGCGCAGUCGCUGCAUGUUUUUGGCUUCCGGUCUCACGUGGCCAACAAUGUCUUUUUCUUCGAUGAGCAGAUCAUUAUAUUCCCUUCAGGAAAUCACUGUGUGAAGUACAAUGUGGAUCAGAAAUGGCAAAAAUUCAUCCCAGGUUCAGACAAGAGUCAGGGCAUGCUGGCCUUGUCCAUCAGUCCCAAUCGCCGAUACCUCGCGAUCUCCGAGACUGUGCAAGAUAAACCCAUAAUCACCAUUUAUGAACUGUCAUCCAUUCCUUGCCGGAAGCGCAAAGUCCUGAGUAAUUUUGACUUCCCAGCUCAGAAAUUCAUCAGCAUGUCUUUUUCUCCAGACUCCAAAUACCUACUGACUCAGUCAUCACCUCCAGAGUCAAAUCUGGUCUAUUGGCUAUGGGAAAAGCAGAAAGUAAUGGCCAUAGUUAGAAGUGACAUUCAGAACAAUUCUAUCUACCAGGUGAGCAUCAAUCCUCAGGAUAACACUCAGGUUUGUGUCACUGGAAAUGGGAUGUUUAAGCUUCUCCGUUUUACUGAAGGGACACUGAGGCAAACCAAUUUUCAGAGAGGAGAACCCCAAAACUAUCUAGCCCAUGCCUGGAUAACUGAAGAAAAGAUCAUUGUUGGCACUGAUACAGGCAAGCUGUUCCUCUUUGAGUCUGGAGAUCCACGCUGGGAAACAAGCAUAAUGGUCAAGGAUCUUGCCGAUGGUUCAAAGAGCCUGGAGAUCAUCCAUGAAUCAGAGAGCCUGAUUGAAUUUCCGCCGGCCAGCUCCCCAGUCCCUUCCUAUGAACAGGUCACCACAACCAGUAGCCACAAUCAACUGCCCAUGCCCCAGGUGUUUGCCAUCGCAACCUAUUCUAAGGGAUUCGCAUGCUCUGCUGGGCCAGGAAGAGUUCUGCUGUUUGAGAAGGUGGAAGAGAAGGACUCUUACCGGGAGAGCAGGGAAAUCCGGAUUCCUAUAGACCCACAGAGCAAUGACCCAAGUCAGUCAGACAAGCAGGACAUUCUAUGCAUGUGCUUCAGCCCCUCGGAAGAAACGCUGAUUGCCAGCACCAACAAGAACCAGCUCUACAGCAUCACCAUGUCUCUGACAGAAAUCAGCAAGGGGGAGCCUGCUCACUUCGAGUACCUAAUGUACCCAUUACACUCAGCAUCCAUCAUGAGUCUGUCUACCUGCAUUCGCAAACCCCUCAUUGCCACCUGUUCCCUGGAUCGAUCCGUUCGCAUCUGGAACUAUGAAUCAAACACUCUGGAACUAUUUAAGGAAUACCAAGAAGAGGCCUAUACAAUCAGCCUUCACCCUUCUGGGCACUACAUUGUAGUAGGGUUUGCCGACAAACUUCGCCUUAUGAACCUACUCAUUGAUGAUAUACGCUCUUUCAAGGAAUACUCUGUGAGAGGAUGCAAAGAGUGUGCCUUUAGCAAUGGAGGUCACCUGUUUGCUGCAGUCAGUGGAAAUGUCAUUCACAUUUUUACCACCACCAGCCUAGAGAACAUCACAAACUUGAAAGGACACACAGGGAAGAUCCGGUCUGUUGUGUGGAAUGCAGAUGACAGCAAGCUGAUUUCUGCCGGCACAGACGGUGCUGUGUAUGAAUGGAAUCUGUCUACAGGAAAGAGAGAGACAGAGUGUGUGCUCAAGUCCUGCAGCUACAACUCUGUGACCAUCUCCCCUGAUGGCAAAAUUAUCUUUGCUGUUGGAUCAGACCAGACCCUCAAGGAGAUUGCAGAUUCUUCGGUCCUUCGAGAAAUGUCAGCAUUUGAUGUCAUCUACACAGCUAUUAUCAUCUCACAUUCCGGGCGCAUGAUGUUUGUGGGUACCUCAGUGGGAACCAUUCGUACCAUGAAGUAUCCUCUGCCUCUGCAGAAAGAAUUCAACGAGUACCAGGCUCAUGCAGGCCCUAUCACCAAGAUGUCGCUGACCUUCGAUGACCAGUUCCUGCUGACGGUUGCAGAAGAUGGCUGCCUGUUCACCUGGAAGGUCUAUGAUAAGGAUGGCCGGGGCAUCAAGCGAGAAAGGGAGGUGGGCUUUGCUGAAGAGGUGCUCGUGACUAAAACAGACAUGGAAGAGAAGGCUCAGGUUAUGUUGGAGCUAAAGACCCGUGUGGAAGAGUUAAAAAUGGAGAACGAGUAUCAACUUCGACUAAAAGACCUGAACUAUUCAGAGAAGAUUAAGGAGCUCACUGACAAGUUCAUUCAGGAAAUGGAGUCCUUAAAAACGAAAAACCAGGUUUUAAAAACAGAAAAAGAAAGACAGGAUAUAGCUCACCGAGAGUAUAUGGAGGAACUCCUAGACAAACAGAGCCGGGAACUGCAAGACCUGGAAUGUUGCAACAACCAGAAGUUGCUCCUAGAAUAUGAGAAGUACCAGGAACUGCAGCUCAAGUCCCAGAGGAUGCAGGAGGAAUAUGAAAAACAACUCCGAGAUAAUGAUGAGACCAAGAGCCAAGCCCUGGAGGAGCUGACCGAGUUCUACGAGGCCAAACUGCAGGAGAAAACCAACCUUCUGGAAGAGGCACAAGAAGACGUCAGGCAGCAGUUGCGGGAGUUUGAGGAGACCAAGAAACAGAUUGAAGAAGAUGAAGACCGGGAAAUCCAAGAUAUCAAAACCAAGUAUGAGAAAAAGCUUCGGGAUGAAAAGGAAUCCAACUUGAGGCUCAAGGGAGAAACAGGCAUCAUGAGGAAGAAGUUCAGUAGCCUGCAGAAGGAGAUUGAAGAGCGAACCAAUGACAUUGAGAUGCUCAAGGCAGAACAGGUGAAGCUGCAAGGAGUCAUCAAGUCUCUGGAGAAGGACAUGCUAGGCCUCAAACGAGAGAUCCAGGAAAGGGAUGAGACAAUACAAGACAAGGAAAAGAGAAUUUAUGACCUGAAAAAGAAAAACCAAGAACUAGAGAAAUUCAAGUUUGUGCUCGACUACAAAAUAAAGGAACUUAAGAAACAAAUCGAACCUCGGGAAAAUGAGAUCAAGGUGAUGAAGGAACAGAUUCAGGAGAUGGAAGCUGAGCUGGAGCGUUUCCAUAAACAGAACACACAACUGGAGCUGAACAUCACAGAACUGUGGCAGAAACUGAGAGCCACCGACCAAGAGAUGCGCAAGGAGCAGCAGAAGGAGCGGGACUUAGAAGCACUGGUCAGGCGGUUUAAGACAGACCUUCACAACUGCGUGGCGUAUAUCCAGGAGCCCCGCUUGCUGAAGGAGAAGAUCCGGGGUCUCUUUGAGAAGUAUGUGCAGCGGGCAGACAUGGUGGAGAUUGCUGGGCUGAACUCAGACUUGCAGCAGGAGUACGCCCGCCAGCGGGAGCACCUUGAGAGGAACCUGGCCACCCUCAAGAAGAAGGUGGUGAAGGAGAGCGAGCUGCACCGCAGCGACUAUGUCCGCAUCAUGCAGGAAAAUGUCUCUCUGAUCAAAGAAAUUAAUGAGCUCCGCAGAGAGCUGAAGAUAACACGCUCUCAAGUCUAUGACCUUGAAGCAGCCCUGAAACUGACCAAGAAAAUGAGACCACAAGAAACCCUUGAGACAGUGCCCACCACAGACAAGGCCCCUGUCUCUCCCACUAUGAGAUUGAAUGAGCAAGAAGAAACCGAGAGAAUCAUCGAAAUGCAACGCCUAGAAAUCCGACGUCUCAGAGAUCAGAUACAAGAACAAGAGCAGAUCCCAGGGUUCCACACCAUUGGUGGGAUCCGGCUCCCUUCCCUCAUCGAUUCAGAGGUCGAUUUUGAAGUGCAUACCAAGUGACUCCUCUGGUAACCUGAUUCCAGCCACAGCCAGAAGUACCUGGGCCCAAGGAUAUGUCACUAGCCCAGACUGGUCCCUGCAGCCUGCCCCCACUGACCCCCACUGACCUCUUUCUCUUGUCCUGGGGAUCUGGAGUCAGGGUCAGAAUAAAGGUUUUUGCAUACAACCUUGUCCAACUUCUGCUUAACUAAAUGGCUCUGGGCAGGAAAGGGAAAGAGGGGAGCCUGAGGACUGGGGGGCCAGCUGCUCACCCAAAGCUACUCUGGGCUGUCCUGUGUGGGAAUUUGGCUGCCUGGACUGCAGAGAUCAUAUAGGAGUUGAGGCUGCAUUUCUGCCUGCUGCCUCAUGUCUGGGCUGGAGGACCAGGCUGCCUGCUGACAUCUUAGGUAGGCCCACCUGCUGCCUCCUUCUUGGCUUUCUCCUCUCCGAGCCAAAUCAAAACCCAACAAAGCCUCCUACGGUUUCUUUUCCUGUAUGAAAUGCAAUAAGACUGAGGAGCAGGUGAGCGUGUGUACACUCAUGCCUGUGUACCUGCUGUGCAUGUGUGUUGCUAGGAACCAAACCUAGGGUCUUUGAAAUGCUAGGCAAGUACUCUACUGCUGAGCUACUUCCCUAGUCCUGUUUCUAAGGAAAUGUGUAAGUAAGAGUGAUGGAAAAGACAAUAAAGUAAAAUGAUAGGCACGUCAAAGUUAAAUGAUUUUUCCCAAGGGCUUACACUACCUGCACACUUUGCUCUCAGGAAUACAGGCAGACUUCUGCUCUUCUUUCUGGACUUGUCUUUGUUCUGCAUACUCUCCCCAACUGCUUCACUUCUGGGUGCCACUUUUUCUCCUCUGAGCCCCACUCUAGGAGACCUGACCACAUGUAAGUACCAGAAAAGAGACACUCUUAUGCACUAAAGAGCAAAAAAGUACAAGCCAAAUGUCUCUGGCUUCUACCUUUAGAGUUCCCUACGUAUGCCUCCAGUCCCUCCUUGUCUCUGCUAGUCCUCUCCAGCUGGCAUCUCUGGCUUCCUACCUUUUCCUGCUGCUUUACCAGCUCUGAGCACUGCUCUUGGAUUAGUAUUCACAGAAGAACUGGGUUUCAGCUGUCUUGUUCAGCAAGGCUCUCCUGAAAAUACAAGGCAGAGACCAUCAA